Malurus melanocephalus (red-backed fairy wren) is the source of this 2183-nucleotide messenger RNA. RefSeq names its product nucleolus and neural progenitor protein (gene RMP64). Lineage: Eukaryota; Metazoa; Chordata; Aves; Passeriformes; Maluridae. Gene Ontology annotation, biological process: positive regulation of Notch signaling pathway. The record is from RefSeq and is a predicted model, not a curated record. The coding region runs from base 16 to 1677 and encodes 553 amino acids. Gene Ontology annotation, cellular component: nucleus. The transcript has 9 exons.
CGCCGGCGCUGGCGGAUGGUCCCGCCCGCGCCGGGCAUCGCCGCGCACCGCGGGAAGAUGGCGGCGCCCAGGGCGGCGUGGGACGGCCCGGAGGAGCCCUGGAACCGCCUGGACGUGCUCUGGCCCGCGAGCAGCGCCACGGUGCCGCUGCCGGCCCAACACCCUGCAGUGAGGUGCCUGUCGGUGCUGCGGCGGCAGUGCUACAUCGCCGGGAAGCGGCUGUCGGGGCCGGGCUUGGCCGCCGAGGGACGCGUCCUGCGCUCCGUGCUCUACGUGUACCACAGCAGGCUGCUCCGGCACCGGCCAUACCUGGCCCUGCAGCAGGUAGAACAAUGUUUGAAGCGCCUAUGGAGAAUGAAUCUGGUGGGCUGCCUGGAAACUCUGCUAGAACUGAUUCCCAAGAAAAAUACAUCCGAAGACCUUGCAGAAUGCUUGGUUCCCAGCCAGCCUAUACUGGAAACAGUGGCUUUGAAGGUAUUAGGAGGCUGCAAGCUCAUACUGCGUCUGCUGGAUUGUUGCUGUAAAGCUUUUCUCUUGUCCGUUAAACAUCUCUGCUCRGAGGAAUUCAUACUCCUGAACACUGUGGCUUCAGGGCUCCUGAGCCGGCUCUGGAUUCAGUACAGGUGUAUAUUGGAGACUCUCACAUCCUUGUACAGUGCCUUGUGGACARUGCUUCAUCUGGUAUCUGAAACCCAACAGAUGCCUUAUAUCAAGGGGUUUACCUUCCCUUCUGAUAUCAGCGACUUCCUUGGAGUUAAUGUGUCUUCUGAGGCAAAGAAACAAAAGGCUAAAAUGCUUACAACAAAAAAAUCUACCAGCUGGAUGAAGAGACUCUUCCCAGAAAUGCCAGAGGCAGUACUAAAGGUUGGGAAAAAGAGAAAACUUGAGACCUGUACAAGUGCUGUGAAAUACCGUAGCAUCCCCGUGGACAUUGGAGAGGCAGUUCAGGUGCCCACAGCCAGAAGAGGGAAGCACUCAGGGUUUGAUGUGAAGAGCCUUCUUAGGCCAUCCAGAUAUCCAACACAAGAGGGUCUAAGCAUUGCAUCAACACCUUUUAAAGCAAAGUCAGCACCACCUUCCUCUCGGAUAGCAAAAUCACAGCAUGCUGGAUCUCUUGUACAGAUGGUCCAAACAGCUGCAUCAUUUGGGGAGCUGUCAGAGGCACUCAGAAAAGCUAUUUUGUUGUGCAAAAGCAACAAAUUCAAAUCAGAAGYUUAUUUUCUGCGGAACAAGUUGUUGAAAUGCAACCGGCUGCACCAUGUGGAGGCUCAAGGAUGCAGCUUGAAGAAAAAGCUUCGCUGUGUCAAAACAUCUGUCCAUAAAUACCUCCUGUAUGGGGUACAACACUCUCGCUGGCCAAAGCGGCACCUUGGGGCGUGGAUCUGCCGAAGGAGGAUCAAAUCAUCUGCACACGUGAAGACAGCUCUAAAGACUCGUGGGAAAAAGCCUCCUGAGCCUUUUGGAGUCUGUGAGAACAUUUUACCYUUCAUCCUCCCAGCUUACCAGGAUGGGUCUUCAAGUCAGGAAGAACAUUCCAAAAUUGAUACAGGCCAUGUCAGACUAAGCACAACAGGAACCCCUAAGCGGUUGCUGCUGGAAGGAAGGCCUGACCCUGUCUGGAAAGAAGUUUCUGAGAACACAGAUAUUGAUUCUAUUUUUGCAGCAAUAGGUGUUUGAUCCUGGACUUGAAGGAGGAAAGGGGUCAAAGGCAUUCUAGUUUUUGUUGGUUUUUUUUAAAGUAAACCCCUCUGAACCCUAAUGGUGUCUAAGUAACUCACAUCCUGAAUUCUGGUAAGAAAGUAGCAACUAUUUUAUGUUUUUGUAAAACAGCUUUUAUAUAUAUAUAUUUUUAAGGAUGUUSCAAACAGCUGAAGUUUCCAUUCUUUUACCUAGCCUUGUCCAGGAACAGUGACUUUGUUACUCAGUGUCCUUCUCUAUUGCUUGACCACACGUUAAGUGCUGUUGUCAAAUGCACAGCGCAAAUAGUUACCACCCAUGGCAGCAGGCUGCAGCUGAUCUUACUGCUGCUUUGGACAAAACUUGCCAACACCUUUCUAAGCCUUACACCCUUCCUUCUGUGCUGCUUGUACAGGGGACAGCCAUGAUGUGCAGUAUUACUGCUGUUUCAGCAUUUGUUGUCCUUGUUCUCACAUGAGGAGUUAACUGAACCUACCUCCUCCUGA